Molecule: messenger RNA, 354 nt
Organism: Rhagoletis zephyria (snowberry fruit fly)
Lineage: Eukaryota; Metazoa; Arthropoda; Insecta; Diptera; Tephritidae
Product: probable ubiquitin carboxyl-terminal hydrolase FAF
Source: RefSeq, a predicted model, not a curated record
CAACAGCUCCACAUAACUCCGCCAUAGACACACCAGUUGCUGGAGUACCAAAAAGCUGUGAUGACAGUAUUUUAAUUGAUCCACGACAAUUGGUGGCAUAUGGAAUGCGUGAUGGAAAUUUUCUGGUGCUUGAUAGCCAAUAUACUACAAGAUUACAUUAAGAAGCUCAUAGAGGAAAGAGCUGUUGGUGAGGAAGGUGUCGAGUUACUGCAGUACUGCAACUGGGAAAAUCCGCAUUUCGCACGUGCCCCAAUCGUAUGGAAUAGUAGCUUAUGUCAAAAGGCUGGUUUUAGUAUAAUGCGGCAUUCGCAGCAUACCCUCACUGGCGCCGAGCCGUUGAAGAAAUUUUGGNAC